Messenger RNA from Gasterosteus aculeatus aculeatus (three-spined stickleback), 2065 nucleotides. It is a transcript of the gene cth, whose product is annotated as cystathionase (cystathionine gamma-lyase). Gene Ontology annotation, biological process: transsulfuration. Gene Ontology annotation, molecular function: cystathionine gamma-lyase activity; pyridoxal phosphate binding. The record is from RefSeq and is a predicted model, not a curated record. NCBI's taxonomy places the organism in Eukaryota, Metazoa, Chordata, Actinopteri, Perciformes, Gasterosteidae. Gene Ontology annotation, cellular component: cytoplasm.
CCACACCGUGUAGACGCGCUCUCACCCCCCCCUCCCUCCAGUUUCCCGUUAUCACACGCUGGUGCGAGCGCAUAACCAUGGACCACAAGCGCAAACAAGACGAGCACAGCGAUUUGUUCGCCGGCUUCAGUACGGCGUAUAAAUCGUUCGCCACAGAGGCCAUUCACGUCGGGCAGGAACCGGAACAAUGGAAAUCAAUGGCUGUGGUGCCGCCGAUUUCUCUGUCCACCACGUUUAAGCAGCUCACACCAGGAAACCACGCCGGGUAUGAAUACAGCCGCAGUGGAAACCCCACAAGAAACUGCCUUGAGACGGCCGUGGCUGCUUUGGAUGGGGCAAAGUAUUGCAUUGCGGUGGCGUCUGGGCUGGCGGCCACAGUAACCAUCACUCACUUGCUCAAGUCGGGUGACGGAAUCGUCUGCAUGGAUGACGUGUACGGAGGCACAAACCGCUACUUCCAAAGAAUUGCAACUGAAGGUGGUCUUGAGGUGUCUUUCGCUGACUUUACAAAGAAAGAGCUGCUCAAGGCGGCGCUGAAGGCCAACACCAAACUUGUGUGGAUUGAGACACCCACCAACCCCACGAUGAAGGUUGUCGAUAUAAAGGCCUGUUCUGAGUUGGUCCAUGAAUACAACAAAGACAUAGUGGUGGUUGUGGACAACACCUUCAUGUCUGCCUACUUCCAGCGGCCUUUGGCUUUGGGUGCUGAUAUCUGCAUGUAUUCAGCGACCAAAUACAUGAACGGGCACAGUGACGUGGUAAUGGGUCUGGCCUCAAUGAACCGGGAUGAUCUGUAUGAGCGACUGAAGUUUCUGCAAAAUGCUCUCGGCUGCGUACCGUCUCCCUUCGACUGCUUCCUGUGCAACCGAGGACUGAAGACGCUACACCUGCGGAUGGAGCGCCAUUUCAAGAACGCCAUGGCUGCCGCAAAGUUUCUGGAGGCAGAUCCCAGGGUGGAGCGGGUCGUUUUCCCAGGCCUGGCCUCUCACCCCCAGCACGAAGUGAUGAAGAAACAAUGCACUGGAUGUCCGGGGAUGAUCACCUUCUAUAUUAAGGGGAAACUCGAGCACGCCAGCGCCUUCCUCAGUAACCUCAAAUUGUUCGCGAUAGCUGAGAGUCUUGGUGGCUACGAAAGUUUAGCAGAACAUCCGGCGAUUAUGACCCACGCGUCGGUGCCGGAAAAAGAGCGGACUGUGCUGGGGAUCAGUGACACACUCAUCCGACUCUCUGUGGGUCUGGAGGACGAGGAAGACAUCAUUGAAGAUCUGAAUCAAGCACUGGCUGCUGCUCACCCAAAGACAAAGUGAGAUGAACGGGGCAUGCUCGGGGCGGAGGACUGAGUCGCUAAGAAGACCGGAGCUCCGGACGUCUCAAAUCCUCAACGAUCAACACUUUGUACCCAUGUUCAGCGCUCUAAAGAUGGAGAUCAAACUUUUAGCAAACAACUUUUCCUUUGCCAAAUACAAAUCCUGCUCUCUGUGGAUAAUUUGUACAAUUUCUAAAUUAGAAUUGUUUUGAUGGCUAUUUUAUUAUAACAUUAUUUGUAAUCUAAUUACAAAUGGGUUUACUAUAUUAAGGGGAUGUUAAUGGGGUGUUUACUCUUCAAUAAAGACAAAUCAUUUAAUUAUCUUGAGUUAUAUAAUCCUGCCAUGACACUUGUUUACUCUAGAACAUUCUCCCAAUAUCACUGCUCUGAGUACAACUGUAGCUGUAUUCUGUAUUUAGAAUGUUUUAAUUAUAGCUGACAUAGUUUCCUCCGCGAACAAACGUGUUGAUGAUCCCAUCAGGGUCUCCGUCUCAAACAGGCGACGCUAAUGUUGCCGUCUACUGUCACAGGUCACAAAUGGGUCUCUUCUGUCAACUUCUGUUUUCAGAUCCAUAAUCCAUAAAUCAUUUUAUUAACAAACAAGAUCUCCUUUCAAAGAUACUGACUAGAAAUAUUUUGUUUUUGCUUACAUAAUAUUGACUUGUAUUAUUCUCAUGUAUGGGCUUGGUCCUGAGAAGAAUCUUGUUCCUCUAGUUUGAGACUAAUCAGGACAUUUGCCAAUAAAUUUGUGAGUAUUUA